Capsaspora owczarzaki ATCC 30864 is the source of this 1184-nucleotide messenger RNA. RefSeq lists its product as hypothetical. The transcript has 4 exons. NCBI's taxonomy places the organism in Eukaryota, Filasterea, Ministeriida, Capsasporidae. Bases 153 to 974 code for a protein of 273 amino acids. Gene Ontology annotation, cellular component: cytoplasm. The record is from RefSeq and is a predicted model, not a curated record. Gene Ontology annotation, biological process: protein depalmitoylation. Gene Ontology annotation, molecular function: carboxylic ester hydrolase activity; palmitoyl-(protein) hydrolase activity.
CCUGGCUCUUUGGCGCUCCAUUGCGGUUGUCGGCUCCUCCUCCGCCACCCAACCCCACACUGUCCCCAACCCCCAACCCCCCUGUUAUUUUUUUGCCCAUCAUUUCCCUGUCAACCUCUCCCCGCGCGCGCAACAAACCACCACCCCAACCCAUGAGCUCUGGGCAUCUGCGGGACAAGCGGCAAGUGUCUGUGGGCCUCCGCAAGCCCCACGUCCAGUCGUCCGACAUCCCGUCGCCACUGUACACCUUCCAGUACGCGAGCAGUCGGGACGGGAUUGACUCAAACCUGCUCAUCCUGCUGCACGGCAUGGGCGACAAGUGCGCGCCGUUCUUCAAGUUUGCAGAGCGCAUGCAGCUACCUCAGACGGCCAUCCUCGCGCUCCAAGCACCCGUGCCGAUCAUGGACUUUGGCUUUUGCUGGUUUGAGAGCUUUGACGAAGACGGCGAAUUGCUCGCACCGUCUCUAAGUCGCUACCAGAGCUUGAAGGCCGUGCGCGAAGGACUUGAAUCGUUGAUCAACGACGUGCUUGUGCAGCCUUCGUUUGGUUGGCAACGCGACCGCAUCUUUCUUCUCGGAUUUGCGCAAGGCGGCACCGUCGCACUCGAUCUUGCUCUGCAUGGCUCUGGACGUCUCGCCGGUGUCAUUAGCAUAUCAGGCACCCUGACCGAGGAAGAGCUGGACGUGCAUGUUGGUGAUCCGGUCCGUGCAGACAUUGCGCGCCAAACGCCGAUUCUCUUAACGCACGGCACCAAAGACGAGAUGAUUCCCAUCGCGGAAGCCCACAAUCGCUUCGAUCGCUUGGUCCGCUUGGUGCCCGAACACCCGUCCUUGCGCUUGCUUCAGUUCCCCAAAGGCUGCAAGAUGAUUGAUUCACCGGAAGAAAUGCGUGCCGUGAUGACGUUCUUUUCGGAACGACUGUACUUGCGCAACCUGGCGAUGGAAAACACUCCGGGCAUCAUUCCGCUUUUCUAACCGACAGCGAAUGGCCGCCAUGUACUCUACUGUAGUCGGUAGCGUGCGCUCAAUUCGUUCUAUUUUAUUGAACAAUUUCACAACAAAGAGCAUGAUUUCCUCUCCUCCCCUUUUUCCGGAGAAUUCCCACCGAGUGAAUAAUCAAAUCAAGUUGUGCAAACACUCGCCAGCUACGAUUUUCAUACUGUUGUUGAUGGGAUCAGUCAGCCA